AUGGCACUUACUUUCCCCCCUUUGAUGUACGAACUUCUAGCUUUUGCGGCCUUGCAUCUCGCAUAUCUUCGUCCUGCCAAUGCUGCUUGGUACCUCAGGAAGUCAACCGAACUUCAGACCGAAGCACUGAGUAUGUUUACAGCCCAGAGUACCGUCGACGAAUCCAAUUGCGGGCCAGUACUAUUGUUCACCUCGGCUCUGGGACUGCAUAUGCUCUGCGACCCUAGCAGAAUGCAAGACUCUGGGUCCAGUCAGUACUUAGACCAAGUCAUUGAAACCCUUGGGCUUCUAGGUAGGGUCAAGGGACUGAGCAUAACGGGGUGGGAACAGCAGCUCAAGCAAUCCGAACUCAAACCGCUUUUUCUAGUUAAACAUCCGGCCAAGCCCUAUGAUAUCCCACAACCCUGUAUUGACUUGCUGAUGAUCGCGCAAAAUUCCGACUUGAGUGCUGAAGCACGCGAGGCGUAUACACAGGCCAUCGAACGGCUUCACUGGGCCUUUGCCAUAUCCGAGACCCCUUAUCGAAAACACUCGACGACCAAAUGGCUUGCAGCGUGGCCCAUUCAGCUCAGCGAAAAAUACCUAGACUUGUUGAGUCGGCGUAUGCCAGAAGCUCUCAUUGUCGUUGCAUAUUUUGGUGCAUUGAUGGGUUUUUAUGCAGACUGCUGGGCAGUAGGAGAUAAGGGCAUGGCGCUCAUUCGCGCAAUCAAUGCACAAGUUGGCCCUAGAUGGCAGAGAUGGAUGCAAUGGCCAUGUUCCUUUCUUAUAAGUGAUGGACCAUGA
Molecule: messenger RNA, 783 nt
Organism: Exophiala bonariae
Lineage: Eukaryota; Fungi; Ascomycota; Eurotiomycetes; Chaetothyriales; Herpotrichiellaceae
Exons: 1
Coding region: 1-783 (260 amino acids)
Biological process (GO): regulation of transcription by RNA polymerase II
Molecular function (GO): DNA-binding transcription activator activity, RNA polymerase II-specific
Source: RefSeq, a predicted model, not a curated record